AGGCAAAGAUCUUUAUAUAUAGACCUGACCUCUGAAAGUUUUGCAGAGAGCAACUUUUGCUGAGUCCAAAACUACUGAAACAUCUGCAUACCUUUGAGUAUCAUCACUUUCCUCACAAUCUUUGAUUUUUUCAAACCCCAAGUUUUCUCUCUCAUCAUCAAAUGGCAGCUUUUUCAUCCCAAUACUACCAUUCCUUUGUGGUUGACUCCGCAUGCUUCUCAAUUACUCCUCCCAUUAUAAACACUUCUAGUAACUUUCUUCCUUCUCCUCAUUAUCUUCACAAUAAUAAUAUUCAGGAAACGUCUUAUAGUGUCACUGAUAAUAAGGAAACAAGCUGUUUUGAACAAAGCUCCAAGGUUACCAUCAGUGACAUUGAACUUUCUGUGGUAAAAAACCAUAGUCCUGAGACUUCCAUGGUAGUGGACAAGCUUGAAAAAGGUGAACAGGUCACUCAGAAGGUGGUGACCCGCAUGGAGAAGAAGAGAAGAGCAAGAAAUGGAUCUUCCUCGAGUGACCCUUUAUCAAAGGAGUCAACAGAAGGGGGAAAGAAGAAACAAAAGAAGCCAAAAGAAGUGACGAAGGACAAGAAAAUAGGUGCUGAAGAUCCUCCAACUGGGUAUAUCCACGUUAGAGCAAGAAGGGGUCAAGCAACCGAUAGCCACAGCCUUGCUGAAAGGGUGAGAAGAGAGAAAAUAAGUAAAAGGAUGACGACGUUGCAGCGACUUGUGCCAGGCUGUGAUAAGGUAACCGGAAAGGCCCUUGUGUUGGACGAAAUAAUCAAUUAUGUUCAGUCCUUACAGAAUCAAGUGGAGUUCUUGUCAAUGAAACUUGCAUCCGUGAAUCCCAUGUUCUUUGACUCGGCCAUGGACUUAGACACCCUCAUGGUUAGACCCGAUCAGAAAUUGAGUAAUAUAGCAUCACCAUCACCACUACCAUGUGUAGCACAAUUCAGACCCCACCAGGCCAUUGCUUUUGCUGACACAAUUACCACCCCGACCACCACUACCAAUAGCUUCCCCACAGCUAAUAAUGAUGGCUAUCUUUUGGAUUAUUCAUCCUCACUUUUUCUUCAAGGCCAUAGACCAAAUAUCUUUGAGGAUAACGGUGGUCAGUUUUGGGACGUAGAAGACCAACGACAAAAGUUUCUUCAUCCAUAUAGAUUCGGCAAUAAUUCGGGUUCUUUCAAUUGAUUAAUAUCAUAUUCAAAUAGCCUUUCAAGUCUACAAACAUAGUAUGCUGAACUAUUGUUUUUAGUUAGGUUGGGAAAUUCCAAACAAGUACCAGUAUCUCAGUUGGAAAAAAAAUCUUACAUGCAUGAGCACCAAAUACCAAAGCUACGAUUGGUAUCACAGUAUCAUCAUUUUGAGGGAAAUUCGUGGUUUGGUUUGGUUCCCUGUCCCCCAAAUUGAAGAGGCCUUUGAACACGAUGAAUAAAGUGCAGUAAAAUUGAUGGAUGAAGAACACAACACAAAGUGCCGACCAAAUAAGACCAUAUCUUUUGCUAGAUCCGUUGUUCCGUUCCUGUCCAAGUCAUACAUAUAGAUGAUGCACAAAUUCCAAGAGACUGUGUCAAUCCUACAGACUUGAAAAUUAUGUCAUGUAAUUAUUAAUUAAAUUAUAAAAUUAUAUGUUAAAGAAAAAUGAUUCUUGUGGUGGCAGUUAUUCUGUUGAUACAGUUAAUUUCACCGUUAUUGAGAAAUGAAAGGCUGAUGCUACUCAUCAGCUAUUGACAAGACAA
Glycine soja is the source of this 1738-nucleotide messenger RNA. RefSeq names its product transcription factor bHLH137-like. The record is from RefSeq and is a predicted model, not a curated record. Lineage: Eukaryota; Viridiplantae; Streptophyta; Magnoliopsida; Fabales; Fabaceae. The transcript is spliced from 8 exons. Bases 162 to 1190 code for a protein of 342 amino acids. Gene Ontology annotation, biological process: regulation of DNA-templated transcription. Gene Ontology annotation, cellular component: nucleus. Gene Ontology annotation, molecular function: protein dimerization activity; DNA-binding transcription factor activity.